AUGCUGGUCAAUGUAAUGUUGGUUCUUUCAGUGUUACCGUUCGUUGUUCCACAUAACUCAUCGGGUACGUUGAAACAGCAGACGUUCCGAGACGCUCUCCUUCGUGGAUACCCAAAGGACAUUCCGCCAUCACCCUCAGAAGAUCCUAACUUGGUCACUGUGAACGUGUCCUUCUUACUGCAUUAUGUCCAGGGUCUCGACGUCGCAAGUCAAGUACUCACUGUUCUUGGGACACUGACUUUCAGAUGGUAUGACCCACUUCUUGCUUGGAACAGUUCAUCACAUGAGACUCCUUCUCAUCUGCGAAUAAAGCCAAAUGAAAUAUGGACACCACCAUUACUGUUUUCUAACAAUGCUGGCUCUCCACUAGAGUCUAAGAAUACUUUGAUAUAUGGCUUUGGAGAUGGUCACGUUUCCAUGACAAUCACUGACUUGUUCCACACUCAAUGCUCUGUUGAUGUCACACGCUAUCCUUUUGACAAGCAGCAGUGUUACAUCUUCCUCAGUGCUAUGGUUGAUUACAAAUUCCAAGCCGUCCUUCAUGAGUCUAACCCCUUCGCUGGAAUCAUGGGGAAGAGUGUCGAAUGGAAGGUGGAGAACGUUUCUAUGCUUGUAGAAAAGCUGCCCAACUUUUGUUGCAUAGAAAACGUUGCCAAAAUUGUCUUCAGUCUAUCACGUGAGUACACGUUUUAUCUUCUGACUGUGAUCACACCCGUGUCUCUGUUGUCCGUGAUGAACGCCUGUGCCUUCCUUCUGCCUGUAGAGUCGGGAGAGAGGAUCUCCUUCCUCAUUUCAAUCCUCGUCACGUACGCUGUGUUCCUUAACUUCGUCAUUGAAGUGUUGCCCAAGUCUGGAGUUCCAUCUCGCCUCGCCAUUUACCUGAUCCUGGUGUUCUGCCAAAGCUGUGCCGCCAUCUUGACUACACUUGGCCUCCUCAACCUGUAUCAUGGAGCAGACGACAAGAUGCAUUCCAGCACAGAGGCGACACCUGUCGGGAUGAAAUCUCUGCCUGGUGACGGAGAUCUCGAUAAACUGAGUGCAAAGGUGUCUCUGACUGAAACUGACGUCGCGAAGACAAGUGCAGGAGUGGCACAGUAA
Molecule: messenger RNA, 1098 nt
Organism: Haliotis rubra (blacklip abalone)
Lineage: Eukaryota; Metazoa; Mollusca; Gastropoda; Lepetellida; Haliotidae
Product: neuronal acetylcholine receptor subunit alpha-9-like
Exons: 2
Coding region: 1-1098 (365 amino acids)
Biological process (GO): signal transduction; nervous system process; monoatomic ion transmembrane transport
Cellular component (GO): neuron projection; membrane; synapse
Molecular function (GO): neurotransmitter receptor activity; transmembrane signaling receptor activity; extracellular ligand-gated monoatomic ion channel activity
Source: RefSeq, a predicted model, not a curated record